CUGUCUUGAACAUCCUAGAGCUGUAAUUAAUUUUAAUUCACCACCAAGCGGCGGGGUUGCAGUUUUGCAAAUUAUUAAUACCGCCAGACAUUUACCUGAGAAAUCUGGAGAGCUAAUCGAUCCUCCAAAGCUGAGCGCACCUUAACAUCCCGCCACAGGCCGCCCCUCCAUAUCACGAGAACCACCUGGAGAUGACGAACGAAUGUUUUUAAACCGUAUUGAUCUUACGACGGCUUUACGUCCAUCGUAUCUUCCUGAAGAGGUGCUUCUAUUUGUUCAGGAUAACGUAGGACUUUACGAAGGGAAAUACAAGCUCCCAAAUCAACAAAAUGGACAGGUGUAUUUAACAUCCCACCGCAUAUGCUACGUCGAUAAGGAAGAACCCCGGAAACACUCGGUAUCUCUUGAUCUAAAAGAUGUAGACAAGUGCGACUUUUACGCCGGCUUUCUUAAAUCUUCGGCCAAGAUUACCCUCAUACCGAAGCCAUUACGCGGCGGACUUCGUGCAAGGGCUGCAUCCAACGCUGCCACACCAAACAAAAGUAGUUCGCCGGCCAGCGGUGCAGAGACGCCUUUCCCACCGCCGACACCACAGGCCCCCAUCACCUGGGUCUGCACGAUAUGCAGCUUCUCCAAUGUCAUGCCCGCUGGGUUUGAUCCCACAACUGCAAACCAGCACACCUCACUACCACCCUGCCAAGCCUGCGGCAUCAAACCAUCCCUUUCACAUAUUCUCAAGACUGCUAUAGCCAGCCAGUCUCAGCGGUCAGAAGUACCGCCUCUACUACAACCGACACCCACCGAAUUCCCACCCGUCCCAAGAAAACAUGGCUCUUCCAAAGAAAUCACCUGCCCCCGAUGUACCUUUGGCAACCACGUAUCCAUGACAAGCUGCGAAAUGUGUGGGCACUCGCUCGUUCCAAAACAGGGCCCAUCAACACCUACACGAUCAAGCUUUCGAACAGAGUCGCCAGGCCCAACGCUUGGUAGCAGCCCCUCUCAUACCCCGGACCUUCUAGACGGCGUCAAGCUAUCUUUCCGUGGCGGUGGAGAGAAAAUAUUCUAUGAAAGACUUAAAAGCUCCAUGACACAACGGAAAUGGCUUCUCCAAAACGCGCCACCGGCACCUUCAAACAGCCGCCCAUACGACGAUACGCAGUCCCAAAACAUGAACGACUCGUCACGAGCGGCUAAGACGGCAGGAAUUGCCGGGCUCGAGCAGCUCGGUCUGAACAUGCGCAAAAAUAACGAAAUACUAAUAGGAAGUGCCUUUGAAGAUCUUGAAGCGCUCAUGGCCUCAGCCAAGGAAGUAGUUGCCUUGGCUGAACGCUUUUCGCGUCAGAAUAGUUCGGGUGGCGGCACAUUUUCCGCUGAAGAAAGCGCUAUUCUCGCCGAAUCCGCCAGUCAGCUUGGCCUCAUUACUACCAAGGAGAUGCUAGGCGGCGGCAAGUCGGAAUCACUGUACCUCUCUGAACUCUCGCGCAAUGUUGCCGAAUUCUUGACCGACGACGCCCGCGGUGUGCUCAAGAAAGCAGGCGGUAUUCUCACUCUUGUCGAUCUCUGGGCCAUGUUCAACCGCGCCCGCGGUGGCGUAGAGCUUGUCAGCCCAAUGGACUUUGAAAAAGCCGCUCGCCUCUGGGAAUCCCUCAAACUGCCAGUUCGUCUGAGAACAUUUCGCAGCGGUGUCAUGGUUGUACAAGGCCGCGACCGAACCGACGACGUCACAAUCGCUUCCAUCGUGUCCUGGAUGCAGGAUCUACACGAGUUUCCUCCAGAUAACGAAGUUGCCUGGGACUGGAGAGAAUUUGGUCGUGGCGUCACACCGCAAGACGCUGCAGAGAGGUUCGGCUGGAGUCUUGGUGUAGCGGAGGAAGAACUACUCGUAGCAGAAGAACAUGGUGUGCUCUGCCGCGAAGAGGGCCUCGAAGGGCUCAAGUUUUGGGAGAAUUUCAUUGGAUCUCUUGAUCCUAACGCAGCUAGUGCUAAAAGCGAUGAAGAGCUGAUGCUUUCGCGUCUUCGGAACAUGGGCUUGGUAUAGUGUAUAUAAUGACAAACGUUUAAAUGAAUAUACGACGAUGCAUUAUUUUGAUAGUUUGAUAUUCUGUUUAAAUGAGGAAUUGCUUGCUUUAAAUUGUUUAAUAAAUUUUGGUAAAUCCUACAAUAACCAUGUCUAAACGCCGUGGCAAAUCUAUGCUGCCUUUUUUGCCCAUUUUCAUAAACCGGGUUAAGCCCCGUUAAUCAUUACAUCUCAUUACAGCAACAUUUGUAGUUGCAUUAUAAUUAUACAUCCACAUGGGUUGACAUGUGGUCCACAGCUUCCUUGAUGCUGCGUAGCAUGCGCUGGUUAACGCAAAAGGGACACCGCAGGGGACGAUCAUGCACAAGAUGGUCCUCUGUGUGCAACGGUGUAAGAGUCAAUUCGGGCGGUAACUCGUGCGAGGGCGUCUCGUAACGAGGCGUAGAGUCUGCACGCGGGCCAUCCACAAGCUGAGCAUGCAAACUGCGUUCAGCACGCUCGCGCUCCUCUCGUACAGCAGCCGCCUGCUCCUCUGCAGCCUGUUCUUCCUCCUGGAGUUGGCGGAGCGCAUUCUGCAGCACAACCUCCGGGUCGUCGUCGUUGUACAUGGGCGGCUCUGGCGGCGGAGGCGAAGGCUCCAUCUCUGGUUCAGGCGGAGGGGCAGCCAGCGCAGCAACAGCCGUGGCGUGCGUGUUUGCCAUGGCAAUGCGUCGCACAACCUCAUCACGCACAAGGGCGCAGAUACUGAGGCUUGCUUCCACGCCAACAACGCGCAGAAUCUGCUCUCGAAUGGCAGCCGGGCUGGUGUCGGACACAAUGCCCAUGAAGCGCGGGACACAAUCUGAGAGAUACUCGAUGUCCUCUGCUGGAUUGAUGGUGGCAUCGUUGUGGCGGCGCUGGCGACGAAUGAGAAGUCCAUAUCUCUUCUUAAAGCGAUGGAUCCAGCCUGGCGAAAACUCGGGCGAGUGCUCGUCUCGAUAGCGAGGCAGCUGGUGGAAGAUGGCCUUUGCCUUUUCACCAAGCUCCUCAUUUGUCGGCUGCCUUCCCGACGCUUGUACUUGUUGGUACCAUAACAACACUAAUUUCUCGACAUCCGGCCAGUUUCCAAACCGGAGCCUUGAACCAGAUAGUUGGGCAUUGUCGCCGUCAAGCCGUGAGUAUUUUGGCGAGAGAGAAUGUGAGACGGUGGACUGGCUUAUCUGUAAGCCAUACUGGGCAAAGAACCACUCGAUGCACUGCUUAUGAGAUGGUCGAAUAGUUUGCGAAUUAGCCCAUCGUCUGAGUGCGCGUCGCUGAUCAAGCGUUAAUGAAUGCCGUUCUUUUUGAGGCUCCAGGCCAACCGACAGGUCGGGAUCGGUGACCAACGACAGAUCGUCGGACAUUUCUGGGGCCCUGUUGGCGAUGCACCGAUAUAAGCGUACACUUAGCGGCGCGGUUGGCGUAAUCGUUGUAACCGG
[Torrubiella] hemipterigena is the source of this 3474-nucleotide messenger RNA. NCBI's taxonomy places the organism in Eukaryota, Fungi, Ascomycota, Sordariomycetes, Hypocreales, Clavicipitaceae. The record is from the annotation of a GenBank genome assembly.